AUGACUGUUACUAAAGGGUUUACGGAGGAGGCAGACAAGCUCCUCGAUUAUAUGGAAAAUGGUAUCUUUGAUGCUGUGCAGAAGCAAUACCUCCGUAGCUUUGUCUUCGCCGUGUACCUGGACGAUCAAGACCCAAACAAUAUUGUCGAAGCUUAUACGUUCAACUUCAGCUAUUGUAAGGUUCCCGGGUCAGAGAGCACAGUGCCUGUGAUGUCUCUGGGGGAAGACAUGAUGAAUCUAUCCUUGUCCGGAUCGAAGCAAUCACAGGACCCUGUGGCGGACGCAACACGUAGGGGUAAGAUACCCACUCUCGGUGAAACUCUAAUUAAGAACCUCAUACAAGCCACGACGCAAAUGGACGCGCUACCCAAACGCCGAUUCGCCACCUUCAAACUCUACUAUUACGAGAACACUCCGGAGGACUACGAGCCACCUCACUUCCGGGCUGGUGACUUGAAGAAGGAUAAGUGGUUCAUGACGACGCACAACAAGGGGGAGAUUCCAGAGCGUUGCAGCGUUGGGUCUGUGCAGACAGGCUACCAUGGGGUGGACGUCAAAGUGACGUCUGUAUCCGGAUAUUUACCGUCCGCGGAAGAUAACAACGCGCCAUUCCUCGGCACCACAAGCGGAAAUCCUUUCGGAGCGCCUCCGCUUACUCCUGCCGAAGAAGCCUCGAUGCGUGCUCAGCAGAUCGAAGUACAACGCGAAGACGCGCUGGAGCGCCGAGUUGUUUGGGAUACGGAUAUAGAGUUAGCGGACAUGAACGUCUCUGAAGGCGAAGAACGUCGUGGUAAGGGAUCUGCCUCGCGUACUCACGGCAUCAUUCUCACAGCCGUCCCGAAGAGUAACGCCUCGGCUGUCGAGCGCGUGGUACCGGUGGGUUUCAGGGACGACGAGGGAACGAUUGUCCCAUACACAGAGCCGGAAACGCCUCGUCGCUUGGACAGGAACGCAGAGGCACAAUACGCUGGGAGACCUGAGUCGGUGCCUAUGUCCCUAACGCCUACGCCAAGGCCCAGGGAUUCAUACCGGCGCGAUAACGCCUCCAGGGCAGAGUCCCUCCUUCCGCCGUCCGACAUCGAACCAUCCUUGUCGAUGGGCUUUCAGACCGCUGAAUCUCUCGAUACCCAGCUUCUCAAAGAUAUCAUCACCGGCGGAGCUACGGAGACACAAGAAGAUAGCAUGAUACUAGACAUGGAGUCGCAGCGUGAGGCCGAGCUUCCUGGUACGGAAGAUCCGAUACAGUCAUUCACCGACGCGGGUGCUCAAAGCGGCGUUGACAUUGUCAUGGACCGUGAGAGUCCCGUUGUCAUGGAUUGUGAAUGCGGCGUUCUUCUCGAGGAUUGCGAUUGCUUGAAAUGCGAUGGUGGUUGCGGCCGAUGGUUUCAUCUGUGGUGUAUGGGUUUUCACUCCGCUCAGGACCAACGCGUUCCGUCAGAGUUCAUCUGCUUCGAUUGCCGCGUCAAGGCCGACCGUAACUGGGACCUCAUCGUGGUCCACGAUUUAUACCCGCGGAUGAUUGCAAAGUUCAGGGACUUGGCCAUUCAAAGGCGCGGAAUCAAAGUGUUCGAGACCCAUGUGCCCGAGGGCCUGUCAGCGUUCACCAAAUUGAUCGGCUGCGACUCUACCGUAGCAGGACAGGUAUUCAAGCGGCUCGAGGCCGAAGGGUUCAUCGCGCAGGAGGUUCGAGAAGCCGACGAAUCUGGGUUCAUGGAGACCACCUCGCUCGCGAGUAAGAAGAAGACGAAAAAGGUGAACGCGAAGACAAAAGCAGCGCAGCGGCGCAAAGUCCUGCAGAAACCGGUCUACGUCUUUGUGCAGGCGAUCAAGAGCGAGCAAGCAUACCAGGACUACUUCAAUCCCGAUCCGGAAGUCGAAAAGAGACUUCUAGGCCUCUCUGAUCUGGUCGGUGGUUCUUGCAUAGAGGAAACCCAGCCCUUGCCGGUCGGCCUGGGCUCCCAAACCCAGGAGGAGACGCAAUAUCCAGGGGCCGACGAGCGAAUUAACGACCUCAAGCGGAAGACUUCGAGCGCCGACCAAGACGGUGCCAACGCCCGGAAGAAGAUCAAGAUUUCACUCGGACCGGCUGUCGACCUGGGGGACUAG
This is a messenger RNA of Trametes versicolor FP-101664 SS1, 2106 nucleotides long. RefSeq lists its product as uncharacterized. The record is from RefSeq and is a predicted model, not a curated record. The coding region runs from base 1 to 2106 and encodes 701 amino acids. Lineage: Eukaryota; Fungi; Basidiomycota; Agaricomycetes; Polyporales; Polyporaceae. The transcript is spliced from 16 exons. Gene Ontology annotation, cellular component: nucleus. Gene Ontology annotation, biological process: synaptonemal complex assembly; meiotic recombination checkpoint signaling.